GGGCGGGGCUCGGAGCCCGGAACGAUCCCGGAAUUCUCGGAGCCGCCCUGGGAGCCCUGGGAGCGCUGGCGGCCGCCGUGGGAGCCAAAAAAACCCAACUCCUUCGUUCUCUGGUCCCUGAAAUCCUCCAGGCUCUCCAGGACCUCCUGAACAUGGAUGAGGAUCGCGGCGCCGACGCUCUGGAAGUCCUGGAUGAAUUCUUGGAAGCCAAUCCUGAAUCCCUGAUCCCGCACCUGAGGCCCAUGCUGGAGCUUUGCCUUCAGGUGGCCGGGGACGAGUGCAGGGGCGACGCCGUGCGGGUUCGGGCGCUGGCCACCGUGACCUUCCUCGCCCAGAAGAGACCCAGGGCUUUGCUGCGAGGGAACCUCCUCGCUCUGGUCCUCAGGGGGCUCCUGGUCCCUCUUUGCGCCGAAAUCCGCCCGGAAAAUCCCGAUCCCGAGGAAAUUUGGGAUGAGGACGAAGGAGGACAGGGGCCCUGCCCCCGCCACGCUGCCGCCCAGGCUUUGGACGCUCUGGCUCAGGGGCUGCCCCCCGAAAAGCUGCUGAAAGAAGUGUUGCCGUUGCUGGAGGGGCCGGGCCGGGGCGGUUCCGCCGGCGGCCGCAAGGGGGCGCUGUUGGCGCUGGCGGCGCUUGCGCGCGGCUGCGGCGCCACCCUGCGCCAGCGGUGA
This is a messenger RNA of Pseudopodoces humilis (Tibetan ground-tit), 668 nucleotides long. NCBI's taxonomy places the organism in Eukaryota, Metazoa, Chordata, Aves, Passeriformes, Paridae. The record is from RefSeq and is a predicted model, not a curated record.